GGCCUGGCCCACAAAAUGAAAGAGUAAUUAAUGAUACACGAGACCCGAAAUAUACGUGCAAAUCAUAUUUCAAAUUUUCUUUCUAGGAUUAAAUUGCGGCUCGCUCACAGCAAUUAAACGCAAUCAUAUCCGACUAAAGCGUUCAACAAUAUUCUAAAAUAUACGAACAUCUAUAAAUUAUUCAAUUUUUAAUUAAUAUAUUGUUUCUAUAAAACAUCUAAAUACAGUGAAAAGUACACCGAUAUAUUAAUUAUCAAAGAUAUAACUUAAUUAACAUUAUAGCGAGACAUUAACAUCACCUCAGCGCCAGUGCCUAGUAUCUUAUCUAAUUUGCUAUCGCAGUUACAAGCAGAACUUCAGAAGAUUUAGCGGGUCUUAUUAUUUGGACAAGGAGCUGUUUGUGUUUAGAGAGAAUUUCCAAAAUGGCAGAAACCGCACUUGAAAAAACAACGGAAACAGGUGCAAUAUCGCCACGUGGCUGCACUUUAAUUGGAGGAUUGCCAGAAAUAAUGAUUCAUAUAUUUCAAUACUUGAAAGAUGAGGAAUUAGAUUUAUGCAGCCGAGUGUGUAUCCUGUGGAGAGAUAUCAUCGUAAAUAUAAUGUAUCACCAAGUAACAAUAAUCACAAGGAGAAUUCCUCUUAGUGUAAUAUACUCCGCAAUCGACGAAUCGGAAAAUCUACGUCCGUACGUUGGGUUCGACGAUCAUUUUCAAUACAAUUGGUUCGUUGUAGAUUUAGGAGAUGAACCUGAACCUACGAUUGAGUCUACAUAUGAUCUUAUUAGAUUCGGAGAAACUACACUUCCUUUCAUUCCAGGUCAUGAAUAUUCGGACAUUAUUGAUAAAUUGUAUCGAAAUGAUGGCACACGCCUUUUUCCUGAUCACUAUAAGUUGGCAUUAACAGCAGAAAUACAAAUAUCAAUGUUUCCAAACAUUCCAGGUUUCAAUAUUAUUAAUUAUUCGUUGAAACAUUUUGGAAUCCGAUGUUUAUUUCAUGAGUUAACAGAUUUGAAAGAGAAAAUGAAGAAUGUAUACCACAAAUUGAACAUCCCAGACGAACAAAAGAAAUGUGUCAUCAUCUGCAAAGAUUUUGCCUUAAGGGAAAUCACAUACAAAGUUAUGAAUUAUUCAAUCUACAGUAAUGGAUACAGGCUCACAAUAUUUCAUGGAGAGAAAGUGGAUGCUUUUGCUUUUUACUUUUUAAAUGCAUUUAAAACUGGUUAUAGGAGAAUUAAAAAGCAAUUGGAAAUGCUGAAAUAUUCUGAAUUCCAAAGGAUAGAGAAGAGAUGUUUCCUGUAUAUUUUCCAUCGAAGGUAUUUAGAGUGGACCCAUACACCAGCUCGAGCAUUUUUGGAAGUGUUUCCUCAAAUGAACUACGUUGCUUUUAAGUGUUUACCUUUAUAUAUAUCAGUCCCAGGAGAUGAAGACUAUUUUCAUGGAGAGUACGAUUAUAAGGUCGACUCUAUUAUAAUGGUUUUUGUAUGGUAAGAAUAAAUGUAUUUUAUUAAACUAGUUUUGUUAAAAUUGGGC
Molecule: messenger RNA, 1529 nt
Organism: Centruroides sculpturatus (bark scorpion)
Lineage: Eukaryota; Metazoa; Arthropoda; Arachnida; Scorpiones; Buthidae
Exons: 5
Coding region: 423-1487 (354 amino acids)
Molecular function (GO): protein binding
Source: RefSeq, a predicted model, not a curated record